Messenger RNA from Diutina rugosa, 768 nucleotides. RefSeq lists its product as uncharacterized. The transcript has a single exon. Bases 1 to 768 code for a protein of 255 amino acids. NCBI's taxonomy places the organism in Eukaryota, Fungi, Ascomycota, Pichiomycetes, Serinales, Debaryomycetaceae. The record is from RefSeq and is a predicted model, not a curated record.
AUGAUCAGGAUGUCUCGAACACUAAUAUCGACGAGACAGCUAACAAAGAAGGCGGCUGCCAAAGUCAUACCAAAGCCGGCCAACCCCGCUAUCGUCCCUAAUGUUGCUGCGGCUUCAGUGGCGUUGAAAGCCGCUCCCGACCACAUCAGAAACGCGCUGCUUGAGGAGUUAUACGAGCUGAUGGGUUCGACCAUCCCGCAACAGAAACCGGAAAACCACUACGUCGAUUUCAUUGUUCCUGACAAGUACAUCAAACUGAAGGUCGCUGAUAUCCCCACGGAGAAGGACCACCGCAUUAUGGCUGAACUCGAUAAGUUUAUGACUACCCACGACGAAGACCAGCUUGUUCAGGCGCAAUACAAUCUCAUCAAGCUCUAUUACGAUAAAGACACUGAUCUGUAUCAGCCGUUACCCGCGCAUUACCUUAAAAAGCUGUUACUGGGGUUGGUUAGUCUUAACCCUGCUCUCGAAAACAUUGACGACGAGUAUCUUUGGAACCUCUUCCCCAAAGACAAACAAUUUGGCGUUCGACCAUUCCAAACCGAAGGUCUGUUCAAGGACUGGGAACAGCAGAUGUUGGAGAAGACUAAGAAGGAAGCGACGGCAAAGGAGAAGACGGCGCUUGAAACCCGCGAGCUCAUGUCUCAAUUUGCCAAGACGAGAUUCUUCCGCAAGCUGGGCCUGAGAAAGAAGUUGGACCGCAAGUUGGUGAAGAAGUAUAAGAAGCUUCGCAAUUCUACGCCAGCAGGAGAGGAAGAGGAAGAUUAA